Molecule: messenger RNA, 1084 nt
Organism: Lepisosteus oculatus (spotted gar)
Lineage: Eukaryota; Metazoa; Chordata; Actinopteri; Semionotiformes; Lepisosteidae
Gene: pdcd5
Product: programmed cell death 5
Cellular component (GO): cytosol; nucleus
Molecular function (GO): DNA binding
Source: RefSeq, a predicted model, not a curated record
GAAUUAGAUGUAGUGCGCCUGGAGUGGGCCUCCCUUGCAGUGCUCUCCGGCACCGCACAUUAGCCGAACAAGUUUGGGGUGUUGGGAGUGGUGGGACAGGCACUAUGGCAGACGAGGAAUUGGAAGCUAUCAGGCAGCAAAGGAUGGCUGAACUGCAAGCCAGACAAGGGGAUUCAUCCGGCAAUCAGCAGAACCAGCAGGAAGCUAAGCAGAGAGAGGCUGACAUGAGAAACUCCAUUCUUGCUCAAGUAUUGGAUCAGUCUGCCCGGGCCAGAUUGAGUAACCUGGCCCUGGUCAAGCCGGAGAAAGCCAAGGCUGUGGAGAAUUACCUCAUUCAGAUGGCUCGGUUCGGACAGCUCGGGGGAAAGAUUUCAGAGACAGGAUUGAUUGAGAUCCUGGAGAAGGUCAGUCAGCAGACAGAGAAGAAGACCACUGUCAAGUUCAACAGGAGGAGGGUGAUGGACUCGGACGAGGAGGAUGACGAGUGAAGAGUGGCACUGAGGCCAGGAGACACACGGUUAGCUGACGCACCUCUCUGGCUGCAGGCUGAGGCAGGUUCCCUGCUAACACAGCACAUACUGGAAGAGGGCACUCUGCUCUGUUGAGUGGGAUUUGGAAACUUGUUCCCAAUUAAACUUUUUUUUGCUUUCUUCACAGUGGUUGAAUGAUUUGCUGUGAAUUAAAUGCAGGAUCUAUUUGUUCUGCAGAAAUUUUAUAGACACUGUAAAGAGUCAAUACUACUAUUUAUUUGAGUGAGUAUACAGUCACAAUAGGCCCUUAUUCAUCUUUUCUCCAAAGCUGUUCAUUUGAUUUUAUAUUCUUUAUUAAAUAAGUUGUACCUGCAAUAUAUCAAUUGACAUAAUAAAAUGCCUUAAAGUUUUGAGAGCUGGCAACCUGACCUACCAAUCCAAAAUGCAAUGACCAUAUCUCUCUCAAACUGUGCCAAUGUGUUAUUUUCUGCUAUCCAUUUAUGAGGUUCAUCAGCUGCUAGGCCAUUUAAAAUAAACGUAUUGCAGAAAGAAUUUAUGGCAACACAUUACUUUUUACAGCUUAAGGAAGCAAUAAAAUUAAAUUGUAAUCCUGG